AGGGUAAAAACAGAAGAAAGGAGAAUAGUUAAAUAGUAAAUAGAAUGACUUUAGGUCCUUCAAUUUGCUGCAAUAGUUUUGAUUUUAUCCAUUAAAGAAAAGAAAAGGGAGUGCCCCCUGGACAUAGACUAUAGUACAGUCAACAGGAUAGGGUGUCCCGAAAGAACACCGUGUUAGAAUUUGGAAAAAGAAAAAAGGAAAUUCAAAUAAAAAAAAAAGGGUUCUCUUUCUUUAAAAAAAAUGAAGAGGUUUCAUGGGCAUUUUGUGAUCAUGACGACGUUGGCGUAUUAUAGGAUUUUAUGUAAGAGAGAGAGAGAGAGAGAGAGAGAGAGAGGAAACAAAGGUCAAAGCAAAGCAGUUGGUUGGUGGUGUGGUAUAUUUUAGAGCAUGUUAUGGUGUGUGGCUUAUAGGGGUAAUCAUUUUCUUCGGUGAAGUUGUAGAGAGAGCCAAGCCAAAGCCAGCAUUCAGCUCUCAGCAGAUCAGAAACUCGUGAUUUUAUAUCAGAAUUCUCUUCUCUUUUCUUUUUCAUUUAUUUAUUAUACUAUAAAAACUCUCUCUCUCUCUCUGUGGAAGCAAACAGCAAAAGGAAGAAAGAAAGGAAGAGAGGAGUAUAGAAACAGAAGUUAAGCAGAAGGCAGCAGGCAGGUAUUAUCAGUCCUUCCUUAAGGAAUUUACAGCUACGUCUCUUCCUUUUCUCGUGAUCUUUUUCUCCUCCUCUCUCUCUCUCUCUCUCUCUCUCUCUCCUCCCUGCGCUCUCUCUCUGCUUCUCAGAAGAAUUAUCUUUCCCUGCUUUGUGCACUCCUAUUGUCUUCCUUUUCUUGGCUUCCUCUGUAUAAAAGUUUUGAUCAACCGAAAAAACACGUCUUUUUCUUGGCAAGCAUAAUCAAAGUUGCGUUUUUCUUUUACGGGUGUAUAAAGGAAGGGUCUUUAAAGAGUACCCAGUUGGUGAAACGUUGUUUGGACGAGGAAAGGAAGGAUUCUUUUGAGAUACCCAGUUGGUAUUUUGUAGGGCGUUUGACACAUAUGGGUAGUUGUGGAAGAAGUGGGACUGUAAGACAAUAUGUAAGAUCAAAAGUUCCUCGCUUGAGAUGGACUCCUGAGCUUCAUCACUGUUUUGUUCAUGCUAUUGAAAGGCUUGGUGGUCAAGACAAAGCUACGCCAAAACUGGUUCUUCAGUUGAUGGAUGUGAAAGGACUCACCAUUUCACAUGUGAAGAGCCAUCUCCAGAUGUAUAGAAGCAUGAGGAGUGAUCUGGGUAAACAAGAUAAGAGCUCUACUCAUCAAAGAAGACAAUAUUUUGAUGAGCAUGAUGAGUGUAUUGAUGAAGUAAGACCCCUUGCAGAAUCGGAUUCUCAUUUCAUAUACAGUACUGUCCCUUCAAAAAGAGCAAGAAUCGAGACCAAGAGUUCAAUCUCUGAUACAAACCUGCAAUGCAGCCAAGGAAUAUGUGAAGCAGUCACCAAUCCGUACGCUCUUGAUGAUUAUAUGGGAAUAAAAGAAGGUAAUGGUGGUGGUUUCAGAUGGGAACAGACCCAUUCUAAGCCCCAAUUCACGCCCUUCUCUCUGCCACAUGAUCUUUGCAACCUCAACUCUUUCAAAUAUGCAGUGGAAGAAUCUGAUUUCCUCAAGAUUCCCAAGGUAAAGUAUGAAAGUUGCAAACCAGCUGCUGCACGAAUGAGCAAACUAGAGGAGGCUACUGGAAGUGGAAGAGCAGAAGAUGAAGAAGCGAAUGGCUGCGAGUUAUUGUUAUCGCUAUCCUUACAGCAUCCUUCAUCACAAAGAAGUAAUGCAUCUUCUGCGAGUGAGAUUAGUGAGGCCUUCUCAUCAUACGCUCGGACUACAUUCAAAGACUGUUCCGGCUCUUCUUCAGCAAAACGAAAUAUUAAUUUAGAUUUAUCUAUUGCUCUUUGCGGUGUCUAAAAUCAAAUGUAAAAAAAAAAAAAAAAGAAGAAAGAGAAGCCCUCGUCCGUUUCUUGAAUAAUCUUUUUGUGCUUUUAGAAUGUUUCUUAGUCUAUUUUGUUUUUCUGAUCUUUAGCCAUUCCCUAGUCCCAUUCAGUAUAGUUUUUCCAAUCCACCAUUGAGCCUAAACAUAGAUAAUAUCGCUUAGAUUAAUGUAGUUCUUAGUGUGGAAAUGUGAGCAGUUAGGUGUGUCCUUGAUUAUUGCUUUUUUCCAUGUCUAUUAGGGUAGUUUGAGUGUAAUUCAAGGAAAUUGUAGUUCUUAGCUUGACUGUAACACCACUUUUGAGAUGCUUUAUGGCAGAGUUGCAAGCACUUUUCUUUUUC
This is a messenger RNA of Ricinus communis (castor bean), 2283 nucleotides long. Its product is annotated as myb family transcription factor MOF1. The transcript is spliced from 6 exons. Gene Ontology annotation, molecular function: DNA-binding transcription factor activity; DNA binding. The record is from RefSeq and is a predicted model, not a curated record. NCBI's taxonomy places the organism in Eukaryota, Viridiplantae, Streptophyta, Magnoliopsida, Malpighiales, Euphorbiaceae. Bases 1024 to 1920 code for a protein of 298 amino acids.